AUUACAGCGACCAUCAACUCUCUCAAGGAAAAGCUUGUGGAAGCGGCACCCUGUGACGAAAGCAUAAAUGACUUGCGCACCCUUAUCAACAAGUGUGCUAGAGAGAUGUUCGGCGUUGCACGGGGGAUGGAAAAGUCUGUGAAGCGUGACUGGUGGAACGAGGACUGUGCAGCUGCGUGGAAUGAUAUGAUGAGUUUCCGUAAGGAGGUCAGGGACCCCGUCUCAGGCAAGCUGCCCGAUCUUCAUAGGACUACCUGCAAGGCCAAGCACCGUGCCUUUAAGAAGGUUAGGAAGGCCGCUAUUCAGGAGAUUGAAAUGGAAGAUAUGCGGAGGAGGAUUAAGGACGCCCGGUCCAACCCACGCAGCUUGUGGACAUGGCUGCGUGGGGGAAAACCACCUCCUUGCGGGAUCUCAGAUAUUAAUGCUUUUACCGAGCGUUUUUGGUACGGGAGAGACGAGGCAAUGCCGCAAUGAGGGUAUUCAGUUUAAAUGGCUGGACGCGGACCAGGUGACGCACCGACGGGAAUUAGCUGCUUGGCUUAACAAGGAUUUUACGGAGGAUGAAAUUGCUAGUGGCCUUAAGGCUAUGCGCAACAAUAAGUCCGCGGGCCUGGAGGGAACCCCGGCCGAGUAUUAUAAGUAUGCUAUCAGGGAAACUGAAGGGCAGUGGCGCCUUACUUAACGGUGCUAUACAACCGCAUAUACGGAGCUGAAUACCCG
Messenger RNA from Volvox carteri f. nagariensis, 720 nucleotides. RefSeq lists its product as uncharacterized. Lineage: Eukaryota; Viridiplantae; Chlorophyta; Chlorophyceae; Chlamydomonadales; Volvocaceae. The transcript is spliced from 2 exons. The record is from RefSeq and is a predicted model, not a curated record. The coding region runs from base 106 to 474 and encodes 122 amino acids.